CGCGCGGCGUUGCCGGGCAGCGGCGCGUCCCGGCGCUGCCGCCCGCCCUCCCGCCCGGUGAUGGCGGCGCCGCCGCGGCCGCGGUUCUUCACGCCGCGGGAGGUGGCGGCGCACGCGCGGCCCGGCGACCUCUGGGUCAGCUGCCUCGGCCGCGUGCUCGACCUCACCGCCCUGGUGCGGGAGCACCACGGGGAGCCCUGCCUGCGCCCCCUGCUGGAGGCGGCGGGGACCGACAUCAGCCACUGGUUCGACCCCCAGACCCACGACCUGCUGCAGCGGGUGGAGCCGCGCUCGGGGCUGCGGGUGCCGGGGGGGGGCCGCGGGCCGGGGGUGCCGCCGCCGACGCCCCGCUCGGACUGGGUGCCCCCCCGCGGCCCCCCCUGGUGGCGGGACCCCCGCUACGAGGUGGGGCGCCUGGGCCCCCCCCGCCGCCUCCGCCUCCUCAACGCCCUCACCGGGCAGCAGCACCUCCUCGAGGUGUGCGCGGAGGAGACGCUGGCGGAGGUGCUGGGCCGCUCGCUGCCCCUCAACGCCCACGCCGGCAGCUACAGCUGGCGCCGCCCGGGGGCCCCCGCCGCCCUGGAGCCGGGGGGGCGCCCGCUGCAGCCGGGGGGGGGCCCGGGGGGGCCCGACCUCGACCUCGACGCCGACCUCGACCCCCCGCCCCAGCCGCCCGCCCUCCUGCUCCACUUCAACGACGACUUCACCGAGCUCUAGCCGCCGAGCCCCCCCGGCGGCACCCCCCGCCCGCCACCUCCCCGUCCAGGCCACCGCUCCGAGGCGAAUCCCGGCGCUCCGGCUCCUUCCGGAUGAUUUUCCGAGGGGAAAUAAAGGCCGGUUCACUGCGCAGCA
Messenger RNA from Dromaius novaehollandiae (emu), 852 nucleotides. Its product is annotated as cytochrome b5 domain-containing protein 1. The record is from RefSeq and is a predicted model, not a curated record. Bases 61 to 717 code for a protein of 218 amino acids. NCBI's taxonomy places the organism in Eukaryota, Metazoa, Chordata, Aves, Casuariiformes, Dromaiidae. The transcript has 5 exons. Gene Ontology annotation, biological process: cilium movement.